Camellia sinensis is the source of this 909-nucleotide messenger RNA. The record is from RefSeq and is a predicted model, not a curated record. NCBI's taxonomy places the organism in Eukaryota, Viridiplantae, Streptophyta, Magnoliopsida, Ericales, Theaceae.
AUGACUCUAGUCGGGAUGAUAGCUACUAUGGUGCCACUGAUGGUGGACACACCGAUGGUAGGUGUGAAGGCUGAGUACAUGAUAGCUGCUGUGGUGCCACUGAUGGUGGGUGAUGCAGUGGUACUAAUGGCCCCUCUGAUGGUGGUCCCUGGGAUGCCUCCUCUAAUGGUGGUGCCAGUAAUAGUGGUCGCUGUGAUGGCUGGUCAGAUGGUGGUGGCACUAAUGGCCCCUCCGAUGGUGGUCGAUGUGAUGUCUCCUCUGAUGAUGGCCUUCACAAUGAUAAGAAAGCAAGAAGGGCUUAAAGGGUACUGGAAAGGCAACCUUCCUCAGGUGAUACGUGUCAUACCUUAUAGUGUAGUCCAGCUGUUUGCAUAUGGAACCAACAAGAAACUUCUUAGGGGAAAGGAUGGUGAGCUCUCUGUUAUCGAAAGACUCACUGCUGGUGCUUUUGCUGGCAUGACUUCAACUUUUGUAACAUACCCUUUUGAUGUUUUGAGGUUAAGAUUAGCUGUUGAGCCUAGGUAUAAAACAAUGUCUGAGGUUGCCUUGAACAUGCUAAGAAAGGACAGAGUUGGGUCAUUUUAUACUGGCCUUGGACCUUCUCUUAUUGCAAUAGCACCUUAUAUUGCUGUGAACUUUUGCAUUUUUGACUUGAUGAAGAAGUCUUUGCCAGAGAAGUAUCGAAAAAGGACUGAAACAUCUAUGGUAACAGCUUUGCUGUCAGUUACUCUUUCCACGGUUAUGUGCUUUCCUUUGGAUACAAUGAGAAGGCAAAUGCAAAUGAAGGAUACACCUUACAAGACAGUUUUGGAUGCCUUUUCAGGGAUUUUGGAUCAAAAUAAUCGAGCGCAAAACAAUGGGAGAAGCGGGACAAAAAAAUUUUAUUACUUUUUGAGACAGUAUAUUUAA